AUGGACCCCUUCGAAGUCCGCAUCCGCUUCACCUCUCACCUCACCCACCUCACCGCCUCGCACACUACGCACCAACGCGCCGCCAUAUUCGCCCUUAAGAACCGCUCAAUGGACGAAGAUCUGCACUCGUGCAUCCUCGAACAGCUCGAAACAUCCUCCCUCAACACGCGCGCAAACAUAAUGUAUUUCAUAGAGACGCUCACGAGUUUAGCGAAGCAGGAAGGCGCGUUGGAGUUCGUGAGAAUGAUGCAGAGGGACAUUUUACGGGUUGUGGACGCGGUGGUCCCGGGAGAUGGUAGUGGGGCUGCGAAUGUAAGGGUGGUGAGGAAGGUGCUGGGGGGCUUGGGAGAGAAGGGCGUAUUGAUGAAGGAUACGGUUGUUGAACUCGAAGACAUCCUCAAAGAACGCGAGCGCGAGGGAGGAGAAGGCAAUCUCUUCGUUAACGCCGGCGAUGAAGGUACGCCCAAGAGGAACGGCGCGAGGUUGGACAAACGGCAGAUUGAACAGCGCAUUGAAGAGGAUAGGGAGAGGCAUAAGCGCGCGAGGGAAAGCAUCUGGGCUGUCCCAGGAGAGAACGAAGCUGAGAUGGAGAGGCUGUGGGAAGAGGCGAGUGAGAUUGGGGAGGAUGAUUAUAUAGCGGCGAGUGAGGAUAUGGUAGAGAGGAGACAGGCUAUUGCGCUUGGCUAG
This is a messenger RNA of Didymosphaeria variabile, 687 nucleotides long. RefSeq lists its product as uncharacterized. The record is from RefSeq and is a predicted model, not a curated record. The transcript has a single exon. Lineage: Eukaryota; Fungi; Ascomycota; Dothideomycetes; Pleosporales; Didymosphaeriaceae. Gene Ontology annotation, cellular component: CTDK-1 complex. Gene Ontology annotation, biological process: positive regulation of DNA-templated transcription, elongation; positive regulation of transcription by RNA polymerase I. The coding region runs from base 1 to 687 and encodes 228 amino acids.